CAAUGCAGAGACGCCUACAAGCGUUUCCUGGAUACAGAGAGGCAUUGCAGCUGGAAAUGGCAGAACUUUUAGUCUGGUGGCAUAACGAUAACGAAGGACAGGGUGGACGACUAGGAGGACAGCAUCAAGGUAAAGAGCCUGAAUUUCCGCUAUUAACAUGGGAAAUUGGGAGAGAAUUCGCGCGAAUCCUUAGACAUUAUUU
This is a messenger RNA of Amoebophrya sp. A25, 202 nucleotides long. Lineage: Eukaryota; Dinophyceae; Syndiniales; Amoebophryaceae. The record is from the annotation of a GenBank genome assembly.